Rattus rattus (black rat) is the source of this 2560-nucleotide messenger RNA. RefSeq names its product orphan sodium- and chloride-dependent neurotransmitter transporter NTT5-like. The record is from RefSeq and is a predicted model, not a curated record. Gene Ontology annotation, biological process: sodium ion transmembrane transport. The coding region runs from base 103 to 2133 and encodes 676 amino acids. The transcript is spliced from 13 exons. Lineage: Eukaryota; Metazoa; Chordata; Mammalia; Rodentia; Muridae. Gene Ontology annotation, cellular component: membrane.
CCUGGCCUCGGGGGGCGCCGUCGGGACGCUGCGAGCCGGGCUGUCUAGGUCUCCGGAACCACCAAAGACCCUUUCAGGAGUUGAGCCAGUGCAGAGAACCCCAUGGACCAAUCCUUUGAAGACGUUCCAGAACCUAAGAAGGAGGAACCCACGGAGGAGGAGCCCACAUCCAGCAAGAGGAGCACCGACCCCACAUCCCUGUCCUGGGGCUUCAAGACCCGAGAGGUCCGUAUCACCAAGAUCCCAAGCCACUUCCAGGCUAAGAAGACAGAGAAUAUCCUGAUCCUGGUGGCCUUCUCCAUCGGACUUGGCAGCACGUGGCGCUUCCCGUACCUCUGCCACCAGAACGGCGGAGGAAGCUUUCUGCUGAUGUAUCUCAUCCUCCUCCUGUUGCUGGGGAUCCCCCUUAUGUACAUGGAGAUGGUCAUAGGACAGUGGCUACGCGUGGACAACAUCCGGGCCUGGAAACACCUGGUCCCCUGGCUUAGUGGUGUGGGCUACUCCAGCAUGCUGGCCUGUGCCCUGGUGAUCCUGUAUAACAGUGCCCUGGUCUCCUGGAGCCUCUUCUACCUUGGCCAGUCCUUCGAUUACCCUACACCCUGGGAAAACUGCCCCCUGGUGAAAAACUUCAGUACCUCUGACAUCUCCUGCCUUCGGACAGAGCCCCAUCAGUUUUUCUGGUAUCACACCGUCCUUCGAGCCUCCGAUCAAAUAGAAGAAGGGAUAGAAGUGCUGGUUCUGAACGUGACCCUGUGCCUCUUUGCCACAUGGUUCUUCCUCUAUAUCACCAUGGUCACCAGGAUAAAGAUUUCAGUGCUAAUGAUGAUUUUCUCCAUAUUGUUCCCCAAUGUCCUCCUCUUCUGCUUCUUCACCCACAUUUUCUUCGUGAAAGGUGUGAGGACCAGCCUCAAGCGCUUGGUGACCACAGAGCUUUCCAUCUUGGCAUCACUGGACGCAUGGCGUCAGGCUGGAGGCCAUGUUCUCUACUCCCUCGGCCUUGGCAUGGGCACCAUCAUAACUUUCUCCUCCUACCAGACCAGAGAAAACAGUGGCACUCCAUGCGUUGAGAGCAAUGUCUCCAAUCUGCUCAGCCUGAUAGCCAACGGUGUGCUACCCCAGGUCGCCUGGCCUCCUAAAGACAUCAUCCAUCGAUCCCCACUGGAAUACCUAGACUGGAUCAGCCAGCUCCCCAAGAACAUACGGAACGAGGUCGCCCAUUUCACCCUGCCCUGCAGCAUCCUGGUGCAGAAGGAAAAGUUCAUGGAGGGCCCUGGCCUGGCAUAUGUGGCCUUCUCUCAAGCCAUCACACUGUUUCCCGGUUCCUCUUUCUGGGCCAUCAUCUUCUUCAUGUCUCUGGUUAUCAUGGGUCUGGGCACCAUGACAACACUCCUGGAGGGCAUCGCUCUUUCUCUGCAGAAAAGUAUCUCCACCCUGGAGAAGCAUCCCAAGCUGGUACCAGUGAUUAUCUGCUUGGGAGGAUUUCUGGGUAGCCUCGUCUUCUCCAGUCGCCCUGGCAGCUACGUGGUGUUCCUGUUCGAUGACCACCUGGUCCCCAUGGUCCUCAUCAUGAUCGUGGCGUUCCAGAACCUCUCUCUGGCUUGGGUCUAUGGAAUCAAGAGGUUCAGGGCUGAGAUGUUCGGCCAGCUGGGCCGCCUGGUGUGGGCACCCUUCACCUUCCUGUGGAGCUACGUGACAUUGCCCACACUGCUGGUCCUGCUCACCAUCUACUUCCUGAAUCUCUACUUCAGCGAAUCCCUCUCUUAUGUCUCCUGGAAUAAUAGCAUGCACUGGUGGUACCUGGAUGACCAAAUCAUCUGUGAAACCAUAGAAAAGCCUUUGUCCUCCAAAAAGACAGUGACCGUGCCCAAAAGAGUCACCCAGUGGCCUGUGCACCCCAUGAGGAAACUCACCCUCAGGAACCAGGAGAAAAGCAAGGCUUUAUUCCAAAGCAAGGCUCCCCCAGAGGCCUUACUUAACCCCCAAAUUCUGAUAACAAAAAAGGGCAGUGAAAACUACUCCAGCUUCAGCUUCCCCAGCACCAGACUCGGCGGUAUCUCCAUGGCCUUCCCUACCCCUGAGGCAUCAAGGCACGCUGGCCUCCCAGAAGGUAGUCUUGACUUCCACAGCAAGUGACAGACUUGAGACUCGUGAAGGGCAGGCUCGCAAGAGCCCUGCUUAGCAGCCGCCGCCGGUAUAACCGGCGAUGUGCACCAAGCCCAGUACUGGCCGCACGGAAAGCAGAAGACGGGUGUGCAGACACCCAGCCCGGACUUUUUGUAGCCCCCAUGGGCCCCAGACAGUCGUGGAUGGCUCAGAAAUCCAUCCUCUAGCACUGGACACUGUUCCCAGGGCCCCCUCCCUCUCUUUGAUAUGGACACAAUUUGGGUGUGCACAGAUGGGGCCUCUGGCACAGUCCCAGUUACCGAGAGACACGGUGGCCCCCUCUAGCCCUGCCGUCAUGCCUGUCAGGAAUGUGGCCAACCUCCCAGGGUCGGCCAUCUCAGGUGGCACCAAGACAGCAAUGUUGUCUGUCAAUAAAUGAGGCAGUGGACGACACACA